This is a messenger RNA of Ilex paraguariensis (yerba mate), 441 nucleotides long. The record is from the annotation of a GenBank genome assembly. NCBI's taxonomy places the organism in Eukaryota, Viridiplantae, Streptophyta, Magnoliopsida, Aquifoliales, Aquifoliaceae.
AUGGUGGGUCGGAGAUUGGUGAGAAGGAGGAGGAGGAACAUGGUUGAAUUCGUUGGUUUCGGAGUUGGAGAGGUGGUGGAUGAGGCGGUGGAGGUAAGGGCUGUUGAGCAGAAAGUUGUCGUCGGAAGCGGUUGCCGAGGAGAAAGUGAAGGCCGCGGUGGUGGGGGACAGUUCUUGAUGAGGAAAGAGAAUGGGGUUCAGGAAAGAUGGAGACGAAGGAUUAGGAUUAGGAUUAGGGUUGGGGUCCAUUUCUUCGAGAAAGUCGCUGUGGCAGUGAGGACAGAUGAAAGUGGCGGUCGUGGAGGAGAGGAGAGAGACGCUCAUGUCACAGUCGUGACACCAGUAUGUCUGACGCUCCACGACGGCGGCGGCGGCGGCGGUGGCGGUGGCGGAAGCGGAGGACAUGGUGCCAGAUAUUUUUAUUUUUUCUUGUUAUUGUGA